GUAUUCGUUACAGUUUGGAUGUUAGUGUGGAUGAAGUAAAAGCCUUAGCAUCUCUAAUGACAUACAAAUGUGCUGUGGUUGAUGUGCCAUUUGGUGGGGCAAAGGCUGGUGUCAAGAUCAAUCCCAAGAACUACACAGACAAUGAAUUGGAAAAGAUAACAAGAAGGUUUACCAUGGAGCUGGCAAAAAAGGGCUUUAUUGGACCUGGUGUUGAUGUGCCUGCUCCUGAUAUGAGCACAGGGGAGAGAGAGAUGUCCUGGAUUGCUGACACCUAUGCCAGUACCAUAGGACACUAUGAUAUUAACGCACAUGCGUGUGUAACUGGUAAACCUAUCAGCCAGGGUGGGAUCCAUGGGCGUAUAUCUGCAACUGGUCGUGGUCUCUUCCAUGGAAUUGAAAAUUUCAUCAAUGAAGCAUCGUAUAUGAGUAUAUUAGGAAUGACUCCUGGAUUUGGAGAUAAAACAUUUGCUGUUCAGGGAUUUGGUAACGUGGGCUUGCAUUCUAUGAGAUACCUGCAUCGUUUUGGAGCGAAGUGCGUUGCUGUUGGAGAGUUUAAUGGUUCUAUCUGGAAUCCUGAUGGGAUUGACCCAAAGGAGCUAGAAGAUUACAAAUUG
This is a messenger RNA of Pterocles gutturalis (yellow-throated sandgrouse), 614 nucleotides long. Its product is annotated as glutamate dehydrogenase 1, mitochondrial. Lineage: Eukaryota; Metazoa; Chordata; Aves; Pterocliformes; Pteroclidae. The annotation marks the transcript as partial. Gene Ontology annotation, cellular component: mitochondrion. Gene Ontology annotation, molecular function: L-glutamate dehydrogenase (NAD+) activity. The transcript has 6 exons. Gene Ontology annotation, biological process: L-glutamate catabolic process. The record is from RefSeq and is a predicted model, not a curated record.